Messenger RNA from Odocoileus virginianus texanus, 4467 nucleotides. RefSeq names its product phospholipid-transporting ATPase FetA-like. Gene Ontology annotation, biological process: phospholipid translocation; Golgi organization. Gene Ontology annotation, molecular function: ATP binding; magnesium ion binding; ATP hydrolysis activity. The record is from RefSeq and is a predicted model, not a curated record. Gene Ontology annotation, cellular component: trans-Golgi network; plasma membrane. NCBI's taxonomy places the organism in Eukaryota, Metazoa, Chordata, Mammalia, Artiodactyla, Cervidae.
UCUCUGGGCUGGUUCGUGGGGCUCCCGGGCACCUGCGCAGAAAGGUGCGUUAAGAUGGCGGUCGUUCCCUGGAGUCGACGGCUGCGGCGCGAUGGUGGUGUUUCUCUGAGAUUAAAUAUAUAAAACCUUUUAAUUCAGAAGUUCCGGGGAAUAAUAACUGAAACUACUCUGCAAUGUGUGUAUCUAAAAAGGAAAGUGAGGACAAACAAAAUGGAGAACGAGAGCGAUAUCUGCAAGCCAACAAUAGAGAAUUUAACAGUCUGUUUGGAUACCCGGAUAAUAGCAUCAAAACCGCAAAAUAUAGUGCCUUAACCUUCUUGCCUAUGAACCUGUUUGAACAGUUCCAGAGACUUGCAAAUGCAUAUUUCCUCUUUUUGCUUCUUCUACAGUUGAUUCCCCAGAUCUCCUCCUUGGCAUGGUACACGACUGUGGUCCCCCUGAUGGUGGUGCUCUCCAUAACAGCAGUGAAAGAUGCCAUCGAUGAUGUGAAAAGGCACCAAAAUGAUAAUCAAGUCAACAAUCGUUCUGUUCUGGUGCUGAUGAAUGGCAGGAUAGUGACAGACAAAUGGAUGAAUGUCCAAGUGGGAGAUAUAAUUAAACUAGAAAACAACCAGAUUGUCACGGCUGAUAUACUAUUACUCUCAAGCAGCGAGCCCUACAGUUUGACAUAUAUAGAAACUGCAGAACUGGAUGGUGAAACCAACUUGAAAGUGAAGCAGGCCAUCUCGGUUACCAGUGAGAUGGAAGAUAAUCUGAAGCUUCUGUCUGCUUUUGAUGGAGAAGUGAGGUGUGAGUCUCCCAAUAACAAGCUGGACAGAUUCACAGGAAUACUCAUGUAUAAGGGGAAAAACUACAUCCUGAAUCAUGACAGACUGAUCCUCCGAGGCUGUGUCAUCAGGAAUACGGACUGGUGCUAUGGCUUGGUGAUUUUUACUGGACCAGACACCAAAGUAAUGCAGAACAGUGGGAAGUCCACCUUUAAACGGACACACAUAGACCACCUCAUGAAUGUCCUUGUGCUCUGGAUUUUCCUGUUUUUAGGCAGCAUGUGUUUUCUCCUAGCAGUUGGUCAUUACAUUUGGGAAAACAACCAAGGUUACUACUUCCAGGAUUACCUGCCGUGGGAAGACUAUGUCUCUUCAUCAGCUUUCUCUGCCGCCCUCAUAUUCUGGUCCUACUUCAUUAUCCUCAACACCAUGGUGCCUAUUUCCCUCUACGUCAGUGUUGAGAUAAUAAGAUUGGGCAACAGUUUCUAUAUCAACUGGGAUCAGAAGAUGUUUUAUGAGCCGAAGAACACACCAGCACGGGCGCGUACCACCACCCUUAAUGAGGAGCUUGGCCAGGUCAAAUACGUGUUCUCUGACAAAACGGGGACCCUGACUCAGAACAUCAUGAUUUUCAACAAGUGUUCAAUUAACGGGACAUUCUAUGGUGAUGUCUGUGACAAAAGCGCGCCGUGGAGCAAAGUCUCGAAGAAAAGAGAAAAGGUCGACUUCUCCUACAACAAUCUGGCCGAUCCUGAGUUUUCAUUUUAUGACAAGACUUUGGCCGAAGCGGUGAAAAGGGGAGAUCACUGGGUACACUUGUUUUUCCUGUCACUCUCAUUGUGUCAUACCGUGAUAUCAGAAGAGAAAGUAGAAGGUGAGCUGGUUUACCAGGCUCAGUCCCCAGAUGAAGGUGCCCUGGUCACUGCUGCCAGGAACUUUGGCUUUGUGUUCCGUUCCCGCACGUCUGAGACAAUCGUGGUAGUUGAAAUGGGGAAAACGAGAAUCUACCAGCUGCUGGCUAUCUUGGACUUCAGCAAUGUGCGCAAGAGGAUGUCUGUUAUUGUGAGGACACCUGAAAACCGCAUACUGUUAUUCUGCAAGGGUGCAGACACGAUCCUCUGUCAGCUCCUCCAUCCAUCCUGUGGAUCCCUCAAAGACAUAACCAUGGACCAUUUAGAUGACUUUGCCAGUGAUGGCCUUCGCACCCUCAUGGUGGCCUACCGAGAGCUGGACAGUGCAUUCUUCCAGGACUGGAGCAAGAAGCACAGUGAAGCCUGCUUGUCUUUGGAGAAUCGGGAAAAUGAAAUAUCAAUUGUCUGUGAAGAGAUUGAGAGAGACCUGAUGCUGUUAGGGGCCACAGCCAUAGAAGACAAGCUGCAGGAUGGAGUACCUGAGACGAUCCUCACCCUGAACAAAGCCAAAAUUAAAAUUUGGGUUUUAACUGGAGAUAAACAAGAGACUGCUGUGAACAUUGCCUAUGCCUGCAACAUAUUCGAGGACGAGAUGGAUGAGAUAUUUAUCGUGAAAGGCAACAACGAUGAGACUGUUGGGGGAGAACUCAGGUCAGCACGGGAAAAGAUGAAACCCGACUCUCUACUGGAAUCAGACCCCGUAAACAGCUACCUCGCCACAAAGCCCCAGCCGCCCUUCAAAAUACCCGAGGAGGCGCCCAGUGGCAGCUAUGGCUUAAUCAUCACCGGCUGCAGUCUGGCCCACGCUCUAGAAGGAAACCUGGAGUUGGAACUGCUGCGGACGGCGUGCAUGUGCAAGGGGGUGAUCUGCUGCCGGAUGACGCCCCUCCAGAAGGCCCAGGUGGUAGAACUGGUGAAGAAGUACAAGAGGGCGGUGACACUGGCCAUCGGUGAUGGAGCCAAUGACGUCAGCAUGAUCAAAGUUGCCCACAUUGGAGUUGGCAUCAGUGGCCAGGAGGGGAUGCAGGCCAUGCUCAGCAGCGACUAUGCCUUAUCCCAGUUCCGCUAUCUUCAGCGUCUGCUCUUGGUUCAUGGCCGCUGGUCCUAUAACCGCAUGUGCAAGUUUCUAAGCUACUUCUUUUACAAAAACUUCACCUUCACCCUGGUGCACGUCUGGUAUGCCUUCUACAGCGGGUUUUCUGCACAGACAGUUUAUGAUACCUGGUUUAUCACUUUCUACAACCUGGUCUACACCUCCCUCCCUGUCCUGGGCUUGAGUCUGUUUGAUCAGGACGUGAAUGAAACAUGGAGCCUACGCUUCCCAGAGCUGUAUGAGCCAGGCCAGCACAACCUCUAUUUCAACAAGAAGGAAUUUGUGAAGUGUUUGCUACACGGGAUCUACAGUUCUUUUGUGCUCUACUUUAUCCCUAUGGGGACUGUUUUCAAUUCAGAGCGCAAGGAUGGGAAGGAGAUCUCCGACUACCAGUCCUUCUCCCUGCUAGUGCAGACCUCCUUGCUCUGUGUGGUCACAAUGCAGAUUACGCUGGAGACAACCUACUGGACGAUGAUAAGCCAUGUCUUCACCUGGGGCAGCCUGGGUUUCUACUUUUGCAUCUUAUUCUUCCUGUACAGUGAUGGCUUAUGCUUACUGUUCCCCGACGUCUUCCAGUUCCUAGGUGUGGCCAGGAACACUCUGAACCUGCCGCAGAUGUGGCUGUGUGUUGUCCUCAGCAUCAUCCUCUGCAUGCUGCCUGUGGUUGGGUACCAGUUUCUCAAACCGCUGUUCUGGCCCGUCAGCGUGGACCAGAUUAUUGACAGAAUUCAUCACUGCAUGAGGCAUCCGCUGCCAUACCCAUUCAGGACCAAACUGAAACACCCAGCCUCUCGACGCUCUGCCUACGCGUUUUCCCACAAACAGGGCUUUGGGGCCCUCAUCACUUCCGGCAAGACCAUGAAGGCCAGAUUUCCCAAGAGAAACAGCUUUCCUCAUAAAAGGUAGAGGUCUUUGGGGAAGCCCCAGAGGAGGCAGUCAUUGCUCUUCCUCUCUUGCAUUCACGAAACUUCAUAAGGAGAGACUAGAGCCCCUGGAAAUAGCAUAAAGUCGUGCUUCCACUCACUCCUGGGGCUCAGCCCCUCAUUCCCUCGAAGGCUGUGCCCAGGUAAGGCAGGGCAGAGUAGAGAAUGAGCCCGACAGCUGUCGGAGUUACAGCAUUUCAAGAAGAAGUCAUCUCAGGCCUCCCCCUGCCUUCCAAGUUCUAAUCUGGACAAGCACAUGUGGAGAUACUGAGUGAAGAGGGGCAAUGUGAGGAAGGGAAAAGAAGGAUCUAAUAAUCGUUCCCAUACCCAGAGCAACCAAAAUCUGCCAGGGCCCCGCACAAGCAUAUUCACCCAGGCACCUUCACCAGCUUUAUCUGAGGGAUUCAGGUAAAUCUUUUGCUGGGCUGGGUACCAAAAGGAGGAGACAGCUGGGAACAGUUGGUCAUAAGAAGCCAAAGGAGAGUUUCUGAACCAAAAAAAGAAUAGAAAUUGUUCCUGCCUUGGUAGGACAGCUCAAGAUUUUGCUGCCUUCUCUUCUCUUUGACCCAAGAACUGACACCUUUUCAGGCCUCAGAACUGGGACAGGGAAAAUGCAGGGGAUUUUAAAAAUCUUUUCUUGAGGGACAUAAGCCAUAACUGGUGAACAUUUGUCUUCAUUCCAUAAAAUUAUUUUGAGAAGAAAUUGUAUGUACUUGAGAAACUGUUUCUAAUAAGUUUAUAGAUAAGUAAUAAACUGCUUAUUUUGGAGUGGA